CUGUGUUAAGGAGUAUAUCCCUAUAUUUCCUUGAAUUAUAUCAAUAUCUUUGGUUAUUGUUACCGGUUAUCGGUUGUAGCAAUUGUAUUGUUCUUGUGGAUUGGCUAAGUUACACGGGUUGUGUAACAAUUGGUAUCAGAGGCUCACGAUUCUAGCCUAGCUCUAUGGCAUAUUUAGCUUUCAGCGCCUUGUUUCCAGAUCGCUAUGCUUGUCUGAGGUCGAAUUCCAUCUCUCAAGUGCAGUUGGAGUUGCCUAAAUUCAAUGGACCAGAUCCCCUAGCCUGGCUUUGCACUGCCGAGUUAUUCUUUGAAGAACAGCGCGUGCCCUUGAAUGAUAGACCAAUUGCGGCACGACGAGUCUUCGAGGGUGAAGCCUUAGAAUGGUUCAAAGUGUUGGAAAAAUAUCAUUGUCACCGUGUCUUGAACGACUGGGCACUCUUCAAAGAAGCCAUUCAUCGUUGCUUUGGUUACAGGCCAUUAUUUGAAGAAUCGAUAGUACUGAAUGAAGAUGAAGGGUAAGUGAUGGACGAACCGAUGGUAUCGACUGGAGACGAAGAGUUAACAAACGGUAGAGUUGGUGACCCAACCACCGUGGUUGAUGUUGAGUUGCCGGUUGCGGCCAAGAGCCGUGGAGCUGAUGUUGUACACGAUUGUCCCCUCCUUGACAUGAAGCAAAAGGUAAUCGAAACUUUUGAUUUACAUUUGGCUGUGAGGUUGGUUGCUGGAUUGUAGGAUGUUAGUGCCAUACCUGGAUUAUUGGCUUGUGCACACGAUUUGUAUGUGAAAAUGCUUCAACAAGAACUGUGCUCUUCGACUCUUGUGGUAGAUGCAGUUUUAAGUAGGGGGUUUUGUGAAGAGCGACUUCGAUUGAAAAUUGUGAUUGGAAGGGUUUAUGAUCCGGGUGGUCCUGCGAUGAAUAAUUCUGUAAUUGUAGUGUUGAAUAAGCUUGACAAAACGAAAGAUGUGACAAAGUUUGAUAAUGGAAAGGAAAUAUUGACCAUAAUUUUGGAACUACAAGAGGAGACUUGGAAUGCUUAUAAGGUGUUUGAUCAAUUGCUUCCAAAAGGAACCAGUAGCGAAAAGAAUUUAGAACAUCAGUAUUUGAAGGGAGAACAUAUGUUCAUCAUGGCUGAUUGCCAUAUUAAUGGUUAUCAAGUAUUGGGUAGAUUGUUUGACGGUUGGAAAGAAGAGACUGAGUUGGUGAAAGGUGAAGUGGGUUUCUUGCAUUUGGCAACUCAUUCAAUGACACAAGGUGCGCUCCCAGUGGAGCAAUCUAAUUUGAACAUGCCUAGGAAACAAUCUAGUGUCUCAAUGGGUGGCACAACUUCUAUAGCUACAGCUAUUCUUGAUCAGUCCAUGAACUGGAGUACAAUAGAAAGUGUGGAGGUUGAGAAUGAAGGAAAUGGUUCAACAAAUUCACAAACAUCACGAGAGGCACUAGUGUUCAUUGCUAUUGAUGCCAAUCAUUUUCCAUUUGAUCCUGGUGGCUCCAAGAGUCUCAUUGUGUGGGAUUCUCACCUUGUGGACAAGGUGUUUUGAGGGGGAGGAAUUGUCACCAACCCUGGUUGAUGGGCUGAGUUGACUUGGGUCUCACCUAAUAGGCUUGGGCCUAGUCUAGCGGGAUGGAUUGAUGUUUGAGCAU
Messenger RNA from Tripterygium wilfordii, 1641 nucleotides. RefSeq lists its product as uncharacterized. The coding region runs from base 786 to 1538 and encodes 250 amino acids. The record is from RefSeq and is a predicted model, not a curated record. The transcript is spliced from 2 exons. Lineage: Eukaryota; Viridiplantae; Streptophyta; Magnoliopsida; Celastrales; Celastraceae.